UCCACUUUCAAACACUAGGAUUUGGGCCCGGGACCCAUAGACAGGACAAGAAGAGAGUGGGAUGGCCUGGUACAUCCUCUACCUCCUGAACCUUCUCUGGGCUGUGGCUGAGACCAGCACCCAAACCCAGGGCUCAUGUUCUGUCCCCCCAGCACAGCAGCCCUUGGUUAAUGGCAUACAAGUGCUCAUGGAGAACUCUGUGACCAGCUCAGCCUUCCCAAAUCCCAGCAUCCUGAUCGCCAUGAAUCUAGCCAGAGCCUACAAUGUGGAGGCCCAGAAGCUCCUGACUUACAAGCUCAUGGCCAGUGACAUAGCCGACCUGACCAUUGGCCAGCUCGCCCUUACUGUCAUGGCCCUCACCUCCUCCUGCCGAGACCCUGGGAAUAAAGUUUCGAUUCUACACAGACAAAUGGAAAACUGGGCUCCUUCAAGCCCCAAUGCUCAGUCUUCAACCUUCUAUGGGCCCAGUCUGGCAGUCCUGGCACUGUGCCAGAAGAACCCUGAGACAACCUUACCCAUAGCAGUCCGCUUUGCCAAGAUCCUGCUGGCCAAUUCCUCCCCCUUCAACAUGGACACGGGAGCAAUGGUGACCUUGGCUCUGACUUGUAUGUACAACAAGAUCCCAGUAGGUUCAGAGGAAGGUUACAGAAGUCUGUUUGGUCAGGUACUAGAGGACGUCGCGGAGAAUAUUAGCAUGAGGAUCAAAGACAAUGGCAUCAUUGGAGACAUCUACAGUACUGGCCUUGCCAUGCAGGCUCUCUCCGUGACACCUAAGCACCCUCCCAAGAAGUGGAACUGCAAGAAGACCAUGGACACAAUACUUAAGGAGAUUGAGCUGGGGAAAUUUCACAAUCCCAUGUCCAUUGCCCAAAUCCUCCCUUCCCUGAAAGGCAAGACAUACCUAGAUGUGCCCCAUGUGUCAUGUAUCCCUGGUCAUGAAGGGCAACCAACCCUCCCCAACCAAACCAACCCUGCUCCCACCUCAGCAUCCAACAUCACCGUCAUAUACACCAUCAAUAACCAGCUGAGGGGGGUGGAGCUGCACUUCAAUGAGACCAUCAAUGUCAGUGUGAAAGCUGGAUCGGUGCUACUUGUUGUCCUAGAGGAAGCCCAGCGCAGAAGCUCCAUGUUCAAAUCUUCAUCCCAUCACCCCUCAAGAGGCCUGCAAACUACCAACUAGGCAAGGCUCUCAGGAAACAUUAAAUCACCCAAGUCAACAUAUGAUAGAGGUUUACAAACAGGAAUUCAAAGGGGAGAGUCUGUUGUGGAUUGGAAUAGUCCAGAAAGGCUUGGGGCUUUGGACCACAUUCGAAGGAUAAGUACUGUAGGGCAGAUAUGGGUAGAUGGUAUUCUAGGAAGAGGGAAUGGCUAGAAAGAAGCACUCAAGGGGUGUUUGGGUGGCUAAAUGUCCUCAGUUAAACGUCCAAUCUGGGCUCAGGUCAUGAUCCCACAAUUCGUGGGUUCGAGCCCCACAUGGCCUCCAUGGUGAGUGUGCAGAACCUGCUUGGGAUUCUCUCUCUCUACCUCUCUCUCUCUGCUCUUUCCCCACUUGCACUUUCUCUCUCAAAAUAGAUAGAUAGAUAGAUAGAUAGAUA
This is a messenger RNA of Neofelis nebulosa (Clouded leopard), 1595 nucleotides long. RefSeq names its product cobalamin binding intrinsic factor (gene CBLIF). Gene Ontology annotation, molecular function: cobalamin binding. The transcript has 8 exons. Lineage: Eukaryota; Metazoa; Chordata; Mammalia; Carnivora; Felidae. The record is from RefSeq and is a predicted model, not a curated record. The coding region runs from base 62 to 1180 and encodes 372 amino acids. Gene Ontology annotation, biological process: cobalamin transport.